Talaromyces proteolyticus is the source of this 408-nucleotide messenger RNA. RefSeq lists its product as uncharacterized. The coding region runs from base 43 to 375 and encodes 110 amino acids. The record is from RefSeq and is a predicted model, not a curated record. The transcript has 3 exons. Gene Ontology annotation, molecular function: transmembrane transporter activity. Lineage: Eukaryota; Fungi; Ascomycota; Eurotiomycetes; Eurotiales; Trichocomaceae. Gene Ontology annotation, cellular component: membrane.
GGAUGAAUCGCCUAAGAGAUUUUCCUGGUUUUUGUGGGUGAUAUGCUAGCCCAGGCAAUCAGUGCCUUGGUAGCAUUUGGUGUAUUGCCCAUGAGAGGAGUUACCAGACUAACUGGGUGGCAAUGGUUGUUUAUCAUCGAAGGGCUUUUUGGCCUCGUCGUAGGAGCAAUUUUCGUCUUCCGUUUCCCUAAAGACACCCGAAAUCCAAAUAACGUAUUCAAACACCGGUACUUCUCGGAGAGGGAAAGUGAGAUUCUUGUCCAACGCCUUCUUCUAGAUGAUGCUACCAGGCUGACCACCACAGGAAUAUCACAAAAGAAGAAAUCAAGAGUACUGUAUGUGUCGAUUCGUAUAUAUUUUCCAGGCAUGUAUUAAAGAUAUACGCUUACGAUUUCAUUUCCAAAAUUA